Messenger RNA from Acanthochromis polyacanthus (spiny chromis), 1833 nucleotides. It is a transcript of the gene gata1a, whose product is annotated as GATA binding protein 1a. Gene Ontology annotation, cellular component: nucleus. The record is from RefSeq and is a predicted model, not a curated record. Gene Ontology annotation, biological process: negative regulation of transcription by RNA polymerase II; cell fate commitment; positive regulation of transcription by RNA polymerase II. NCBI's taxonomy places the organism in Eukaryota, Metazoa, Chordata, Actinopteri, Pomacentridae. Gene Ontology annotation, molecular function: zinc ion binding; DNA-binding transcription factor activity, RNA polymerase II-specific; RNA polymerase II cis-regulatory region sequence-specific DNA binding.
CUCCCACGGACUGUCGUAGCCCUAAACUUUGCUGGUGGUUGGAGAAGUUGUUCUUCUAGCUCCAGCCUACACUGAGGUAGACAGUUUGAGCUGUUCCACCGUCCACCUGUACGACCCUGCUGCCCAUCUGUGACCUCCACUCAGCCUCUCCUGUCACUAUGGACGAUUCUUCAGAGCAGUCCCACUGGGUGUCUCCGUCUCUGCUCAGCUCAGACCCUCUGGCCAGUUUCUCCUCCGAUCCCGGCCUGCUGCCUCCGGGAGAGGAGGCCGAGCCCUUCUUCUCCGGCCAAGACACCGACUACACCAGCCUGCCCUCUUUCUUCUCAAACACCAACCACAGCCGAGCUCCGUCCACCUACAGACACAGCUCGGUUCGGCAGGUGUUCACCUCACCGAGCCUCCUCAGCAACCUCCAGCUGCUGGACACUCCGCCCACCCACUCCCUCAGCUCCCCCUACAACCCUCCGGCCUCCACUUGGAGCCCUCUGACCAAAACCUCGCUACACUCGCACACCCCGGCCUCCCUCUACACCCCUGGAAUCUCCUCGUCGUUCACCAACUCCAGAGAUGGAUACUCGUCUCCGAGCAGGGAUGGCAGGGAGGAGAGUCCACGGCUUCAGGAGGCCCUGAAGGCGGAGCGUCUGAGCCCACUGGGGUCGGGGGCCAGCAGCAGCUUCCUGAACCUGACUCCUGCAGCUGGAAGUGUGUACACUCCAUCAUCACACCCACACAUGUUGAGUCCUUACAGCUCAUAUAUGAGCAGUCCACAGGAUUACGGCUCUACUCCCCUGUACUCCAGCCCCGGAGCCUGGAUCAACCCCUCGUACUCCCCGAAACUUCGCAACAAGAUGAGGAUAUCCACUCCAGAGGCCAGAGAGUGUGUAAACUGUGGAGCCACAGCAACCCCUCUGUGGCGUCGUGAUGGUACAGGCCACUACCUGUGCAACGCCUGUGGACUGUACCACAAGAUGAACGGUCAGAACAGACCCCUGAUCCGGCCCAAAAAGAGACUGAUUGUCAGCAAGCGUGCAGGUACAUUGUGUGCCAACUGUCACACAAGCACGACAACACUGUGGAGACGCAACGCCAGUGGAGAGCCAGUGUGCAACGCCUGCGGGCUCUACUUUAAACUGCACAAUGUAAACCGGCCUCUCACCAUGAAGAAGGACGGCAUUCAAACACGCAACAGGAAGGUCUCCAACAAGAACAAGAAGAGCAAGAAGGCCGCCUUGCUGGAGCCGUACUCGGAGGCGACCCAGCCCACCUCCCUGGACGACAACACCGGGCCCUUCUCCCUCGGCCCGGGGACUCUGCUGACCUACAGCCACAUGCCUCACCUCGUCCCUACGCCAUCCCCCCUCCACCCCUCAGCCAGUCUACCCUACACACACCACCUCAACACCGGCAUGGUGCCCACUCUGGUGUGACAGAACAGGCACCUGCUUACACUCAGGAAUCUGCAUAUUUGCGUGCUUGUUUGCCUGUUUGUUUGUUUUUUUAAAUAUGGAUUUGUACAUAGUGGUUUCUUCACUGGAUGUCAGUUUGUGUUUAUGCUCACUGUAUUUUAUUAGAAAACAUGUUGUGUUCAUAUUAUCCUUGUUUGAAGCCAGAUAAAAUCACUCCGCUGAGGUAGCCGCACUGAUAGGGGGAGUUCUUUCAGCUGUAAAUACCAACACAAAUCAGAUUUGACGGUGUGGUGAUCCCUCUUUAAUGACUGAAAAUGUGAAACUUUAGCUUUGUGUUGUGUUUUGCGGGUCUGUUUUGUAUUUGCGUAAGUGAUAUUACUGCAUUGAAGCGCUACGGAGAAAAUAAUAAAAUGCGUUUUGUGACUUA